AGGAAUUCCAGAGAGCUGUCCGUAUCUCAACAGGGCAGACAUUGGACCCGUAUGUAGUUCACACGGUAUUUCAACUAUUCGAUAAAGACGGUGAUGGUAAACUAAGUUAUAGCGAGUUCAUAGAGUUGAUGAAGGAUCGCCUCAAGCGUGGAUUCAUGAAGGGAAUCCUUCCGCGAACGUGGUUCUCAACAACAAGGGACUUUGCCCAGAGUGUUUUGAUUGUCAUGUUUAUCCGGAAGUGUCAAAAAAAAAACACUCGGAAAACUUGAGUCGAUUUAUUUUUUCUGUUCACAGGAAGCACAAUGUGUCAGCACAGCAGUUUUUAAGCGUUUUACAAAUGUUCACACGUAGAUACAACUUCCGUGGUGCUGUUCAAAUAACAACACUUAUGUUCCUUGUUUGUGAAAAUGUCAACGGGUAGCGAACACACGGGUCUAAUUAUAAGCGUGACGGGAAGUCAUCAACUUGCGUGACAAGUUUAGUUUCAGUACCAAAUGCGUUUAGUCACACUUGAGCUAUAACGCCGGUUGAUAGUAUUGGUGUGAGUUAUUCAUCGUAUUUGACAGGUCUCUUCAGGCUCAGUGGUUUAAGUGUGAGCUCUUGUCGUGUUAGUAAAUCUCUUCAGUACUGUAUCUUUUUCGUAGCCCUCUUGGCAUUUUGUCGGAAGUUUUUCAAGUGUCUUUAUUGCCAUUCUUCGGACCGUUCUCGGUCCUUGAUUGUAGAGUGAAUUGUGCAGUGGUAACUACUCAACUUUUAAAUCACAUUUUUCUCAGUAAAAUCUCUGUUGCCGUCGGAAUUGGGACCUACUUCGAAGUUUCUGUACCUUUUUAAACUCGUUUAGGUCAAGUGUAAUCUCUGUGAAGUGUUAAUCUAUGUUGAAACUAUUUAAUACCUUUUUUUUUUCUUCCUAUUGUCUUUUUUUUCCAAUUUCGCUCCGAAAUGAUAAGUACUUAUUUUUAAUUUUAUUGACACUCGAGUAUGUGGUAUGUGAGGUGUUUAUUUUCUGAUGUGUUCCUUCGUCGGAAUGCUUUGUGUCGCCACUGAUGUCGUGGAGUUUUGUAUAUAAACACAAUUGUAUCCUUGCAGUGAAUUUAUGCAGCGUAAUGUAAUAAAAACUUAUGUAUCCAUCAGGUACCAAAUCGUCUUCGUUUAGGUCAAAUGUCGAAACUAAAUACAUUAAUCUUGUAAUGUAUCUAUUUCAAUGACUGAUGGCGACGCCUUAUUAGCAGUGAGAUGAACAUAAAGUGUCACAGUCAUUUCCUGUCUACAGAUCGCCUUGUGUGGCAUGGGAUUGAUUGAAGUAUGGUACUAAUUUGUGACUUAUGACUUAAAGAAGAGGUGCGACCGGUUAUUCAAAGUGGCAUCUUAUUGAAAUCUCUUAUA
This is a messenger RNA of Pocillopora damicornis (cauliflower coral), 1383 nucleotides long. RefSeq names its product calcium uptake protein 3, mitochondrial. Gene Ontology annotation, molecular function: calcium ion binding. Gene Ontology annotation, biological process: calcium import into the mitochondrion; mitochondrial calcium ion homeostasis. The record is from RefSeq and is a predicted model, not a curated record. Gene Ontology annotation, cellular component: uniplex complex. NCBI's taxonomy places the organism in Eukaryota, Metazoa, Cnidaria, Anthozoa, Scleractinia, Pocilloporidae.